GCGCGAGCCGAGGCGAUGGAGCCGGAGACGGAGGGCGGCGCGCCGGCGUUUUCCCCGGAGUGGAUGGCGUGCCUGCUGGCCGAGGCCGAGGCGCUGCUGGCCGAGCGGGUCUCGGCGGCCGUGCGGGCGCGGUGGCGGCGGGAGGUGAAGCUGCCCCGGAUGAGCCUGGAGGGCUGCCUGGAGCAGCUGAGCGAGGCGCGGCGCGGCCGCGAGGCCCUCCUGGCGCGGGACGGGGCGCUCUCCGAGGCGAAGCAGGAGCGGCUGCAGACCUUCCUGCGGCUGGAGAUGGCGCUGCUCCGCGAGAUGCAGGCGCUGCGGGAGAGGGCCCUCGCCUCCGCCUACGCCAUCGCCAAGAAGGGCGAGCCCCCCCCGGGCCUGGCCCGCGAGGAGGCCGGCGGCGGCGGCGGCCCGGCGGGACGCGGCGGAGAGGGCGAGGCGCCGCGGCCCGCCUCGCCGGGCAAGGAGGAAGGCGCGGCGGCCCGGGCGGCCCCGGUGAUGUCGGCGGCCGAGGCGGCCUCGCAGGCGAAGGCGGCCGCCCAGCGGGAGGCCCUGGAGGAGGCGCUGUGGGAGCCCGGCGGCGUCGGGGACCUGAUCGCCAAGGGCAGCGACCUGCAGUUCUCACUGGAGAAGUUCCUGGGCGAGCGGCUGGGCGAGGCGCUGCGGGAGCUGGAGCGCGCCGUGCGCGAGGAGGGGCGCGCUCGGGUGCGGCAGCUGCUCGGCGUACGCGACGCGCUGGAGGAGGGCGGCUGGGCCGAGCGGGCCGAGGCCCUGCGCAGGGAGGCGGGGGCGCUGCGCGGGGAGCCGCGGGGACUGCGCGAAAAGGCGGCGGCCCUGCGCAGCUGCCUGCAGGAGGCGCCCCUGGAGGAGCUGCGCCCCUUGCUGGAGAAGGCGGUGGCGCUGCUGGAGAAGACGGACAGCUGGUGGGUGGCCUGGCUGGAGAAGGCCCUGUGGGCGGCCCCGCUGGAGGAGGCCGAGGCCGCCCGGAAGGAGGCCGAGGCUCUGCGCGCGGCCCUGGAGGAGGAUGAGGAGGGGGCGCUGCUGCGCGCCCUGCAGGCGGAGGGGGGCUCGCCGGAGGAGGCCGCCCCGCGGUGGGGCUCCCUGGAGGAGAUGCGCGAUGCCCUGCAGAGCGCCCCCUUCGACGAGGUCUUCGCCUUGCUGAAGAAGCCGCUGGCCCUCCGGGAGGCCCUGCAGAACGCCCCCGAGCCGGAGGAGCAGGGCGAGCUGCUUGGCGUCCUGGAGGUCCUGGAGGAGGCCUUCUGCCAGCCCCGGCCCGGGGCCUGGCAGGAGAAACUGCAGGGCCUGCGGAGGGCCCGCUGGGAGGAGGAGGCAGCUGUCCUGCUGGAGAAGGUCUGGUCCCUGAAGACGGAGGUCUACCUCCUGAUCUCUGACCUUGACCGGGAGGAGAAGGUGGCGGUGCUGAUGGAGGAGCUGAGGGGCUUGCAGGAGGCUGUCCGUGGGGCCCCCCUGGCUGACCAGGAGGCCCUGCGGGAGAAGCUGGGGGCCCUGCAGGCAGCCCUGCAGGAGAUCCCGGUGAAGGAGGUGCUGCUGCUGCGCAACAAGGCCAAGGCGCUGCGCAAGAAGGCCACAGACUUCUGGACUGACCCCCUGGAUGAGGCUGAUGGGCUGCUGGAGGAGGUGGACGCCCUGCGGGAGAUCCUCACUGGCUCCCCCCUGAAGGAGGCCCUGUGGGGGAAGCUGGAGGACCUGCGGGGCGGCAUGCGGGAGAUCGCCAAGAAAAAGAUCAGCGUUCUUUCGUACUACCUGUGGAAUGUCUUGUGGAGCCCCCUGUGGAAGAAGGUGGGUGACAUGCAGCGCGCCCUGUGGAAAACCCCCCGCAAGGAGGAAGGGGUCGUGCAGGAGAAGCUGGGGGACCUGGAGCACGCCCUGGACGAAAUCCUGGAAGAUAACCUCAGCGGCCUUCCAAGGAUCCUGUAUGCCCUGCCAGGGAUAGUGACGGCCCUGCAGAAGAAGGUGCACGCUGUGAGGGAGAGCCUGCAGGAGACCCCACCUGAGAUGGCUGUGGCCCUGCAGGGGAAGGUGGUGGCCAUGCAGGAAGCCCUGUGGAAGAUCCCCUUCAAGGAGGCCCAUCUCAUGCAGGAAGACCUGAAGGCCUACUGUCUCACCCUGCAGAAGAAGGUGGAGGCUUGGUGGGCCCGCUCCCUGGAGGGCUCCUCUUCCAGGCGCAGGGCUGCUUUGCCUGAGGAGGUUAAAGGGACCCCUGGAACAGAGAGAAGUGAAUCUCGCGUAACAAGGGACGGCCCGGAUGCAGGAGCCAGUCAGAUGGAUCCUGUGGUUGGAGGAAUAAGGCACCGAGGCGUUUCUGCCGUUUCCUCUCCAGCUCUUCCAGCAGCGCUCAGGGCAACAAACCCCCCAGGAAAUGAAAGCGUAAAUUCUGGUAGUGCCAGAUGUUUCCAAUAUUCUGUGCUGAAAGCGAUUCCCCAUUCCCAUUUCCAGCAGAGGAAGGACUGGUAUGAGAACACGGAUCAAGAUCUGCGUGAUUAUGUUGUGCAGAGGCUCGUGCACACCAUCUUUCCAACUCCUGACUUAGCAGUCCUGAAGGACCACCAGGUAGAGAAGGUGGUGGCUUACGCCAAGAAGGUGGAAGGAGAUGUUUACGAAUCGACAAACCACUGGGAUGUGUAUUGCUGUCUAAUUAUGGUGAAGCUCUUUAAAAUAGAGAAGGAACUAAGAGAAAAGCGGAGGUUUCGUUUGCAUAAGCAAGGUAUCAUGGAUACUCAGGCCUCACCUGUGGGAGAAACCCAGCCUGUGGUGCCUCUCAGCUGUCGGCUGGCCACCCCAGAAGUGCCUCUGAGCCACAUGCAGGACCCCCCAGGUGUGAAUCAGUUGAAUCCCAUGUCCAUAUGGAACAUCCAAAACUCUCCCGCUUCGCUGGACCCACCUGCAGCUUCUCCGGUGAACCCGCCUGCUCAGAUUCACGAGGAAACAGCUUUGAUGGGGCAGGAUCCUGGCUCUCCUCUUUCUUACUCAGUGAACACAGUGCCCCCUGUUCCUCAUCAAGCCCUGCCAGGGGUCCAGAGUCAAAGCACAUCCUUGGGGCAGAUGGGAGGAGCACAAGUUUUGGCCCCAGGACGGCUGCCAACCCCAGAGCCCCCUCCGCAGCCGCUGCCGCCGCCAUGUCUGAAGUCAACCCAGGGCCCUGGCACCCUGGCGGAGCCCCAUAUUGGGACCAGAGAUGCUGCCUCGCAUGGGCUGUUGGGGAAACGGCGGAGACUAGCCGAAGGGGGAUGGAGGGCGUCUCCUGCUGGCCCCUCCCCAUCGGCCCUGCCUGACGCCCCAGCUCAGCCCUCCCCAGUGACUCUCGAGUCCCUGUGCCGCUCGCUGGAGGACCUGAGGAUCUCCGUCCUCCGAAACCUGGGAGCUGUGCACAGGCAGGUCGAGGCUCUGGAGAAGAGGAUCCAUGUGCUGGAGCGCUGGCGGGCAGAGAUGGAGGGGCGUCAGCAGCCGCAGCAGCCGUAGCCCUGCUGGGCUCCCUUCCAUCCCACCUUUCCAUGUACAGAAGCCCCGUUCUCAGGACGGUUCCUUGUUUGCUUCACUUUUUAUUCCCAAACGUUUCAAACGACAGUUUAUACUGUGUUCUUUGGAAGGCGGCGCCCGUUGCUGGAGAGACGCCUCCCCAGGACAUUCCCCGCUGUGGUUCUUCCAGCGCCGAAUGGCCGUGCUGCCUAGUGCUGCAGAUGGGAGUGUUGGGACGGCCUCUGAAGUCAAGGCAGGAGGGGUGUGGAAGGUGGAUGCUGCUCCAGGAGCAGCUCAGCAGGCACUGGGUCCCGGAGAGCAUGGAUGACUCAGGCCGCAUGGACCAAGGCACAGUGAGAGUCUGGCACACGAUGGGAGAACUGGGCUGCUCUGGCCACGUAAUCAAGCAGUCUGGGUGGUGGUGGGGAUGGCAGCCCCCAGCCUGGAAGAUCAAGCUUACGCUUCUCCCCGUGGCUGCUUGCAGCCGAACCCCUCCCCUUCCCUUCCCUUCCCUUCCCUUCCCUUCCCUUCCCUUCCCUUCCCUUCCCUUCCCUUCCCUUCCCUUCCCUUCCCUUCCCAACUGAGAACCAUGUGCCUGAAUCUGGGACCGUCCUGGGACUUCUCAACUCACCUGCUCCUUGAACUUGGCUGCCCCUGGAAGACCCUGCGCACGAGACAGGCAUGGACGCCGACUGCACUUCUGCAGGCAGCCACCCUUUCUGAACUCCCAGCUGAUCUUGGCUUGCCUUAUCAGCUGAGACAGAGGGUCGCAGCUCUGAAAUGGGAUGGAAGGCUCUCCUUCACAGCAGGACUCGUACCCGGCGGGCAGGGAGCAAAAUGCCAGUCCCUGGAGCUGCCUGGAUGUUAGCAGUAGGCCCAUGUGAACCCCCUCUGAUUCAAGUUGAAUUGGAGAUGGGAAAUUGACUUGACUCGAUUCGUGGUUUUAGAUUUGAUGCGAUGCAAUGUGAUUCGAAAUUAAAAAUUUGAAAAGGAAUUUGUCUGUCUGUUUACUGUGAAGGCAAAGGAUUUUGAAAGUUAAAGUCUACCCAUCUUAGAGUGCCAAGGCUGAGAAUUACUCGUUUAGAGGACAUUAAUCCUGCAAAUUUCUGCCAGAUGUUUUCAAAGAUAGAUAAGGCUUUGAAACGCUCUCCUUUCUUUCAGGGCAUUGUAGGAG
Molecule: messenger RNA, 4648 nt
Organism: Candoia aspera
Lineage: Eukaryota; Metazoa; Chordata; Lepidosauria; Squamata; Candoiidae
Exons: 11
Coding region: 16-3477 (1153 amino acids)
Biological process (GO): regulation of DNA-templated transcription
Molecular function (GO): transcription coregulator activity
Source: RefSeq, a predicted model, not a curated record